Messenger RNA from Nymphalis io (European peacock), 4089 nucleotides. It is a transcript of the gene Flo1, whose product is annotated as flotillin-1. Bases 126 to 1460 code for a protein of 444 amino acids. NCBI's taxonomy places the organism in Eukaryota, Metazoa, Arthropoda, Insecta, Lepidoptera, Nymphalidae. Gene Ontology annotation, cellular component: plasma membrane. The record is from RefSeq and is a predicted model, not a curated record. The transcript is spliced from 11 exons. Gene Ontology annotation, biological process: protein localization to plasma membrane; positive regulation of cell junction assembly; protein kinase C signaling.
ACCAUACCAACCAUUACGGAAUACGGAGAAGCCGAUUUAUGUUUUGAUUUUUAGUGUUUUGUAGUUUUAUUAAUUUAAUUUAUUAAGUUUCUUUGUUACUUAUUAACCCGAUUGAAAAUAAAAUAAUGACUUGGGGUUUUGUUACGUGUGGUCCAAAUGAGGCACUCGUAGUAUCAGGAUGUUGCUAUUCAAAACCUUUACUUGUGCCUGGUGGGCGGGCAUUUGUAUGGCCUGCAAUACAACGGGUUCAGCGAAUAUCACUUAACACUAUGACUCUGCAAGUUGAAUCACCAACGGUGUACACCAGCCAGGGAGUGCCUAUUUCUGUUACUGGCAUUGCUCAGGUCAAAAUCCAAGGUCAGAAUGCUGAAAUGUUGUUAUCAGCAUGUGAGCAAUUCCUUGGUAAAUCCGAACAAGAGAUCCAGCAUAUUGCUCUAGUUACCUUAGAGGGACACCAGCGCGCUAUCAUGGGCUCGAUGACUGUCGAAGAAAUAUAUAAAGAUAGAAAAAUUUUCUCGAAGAAGGUAUUCGAAGUGGCUUCUAGUGAUUUGAUAAAUAUGGGGAUCACAGUCGUAUCUUACACCUUGAAAGAUAUAAGGGAUGAAGAGGGUUAUCUAAAAGCAUUGGGUAUGGCUCGUACGGCCGAAGUGAAGCGCGAUGCUCGUAUAGGAGAGGCGGAAGCGCAAGCGGAAGCGAAAAUUAAGGAGGCAAUGGCGGAAGAACAACGUAUGGCUGCAAGGUUCCUCAAUGACACGGAGAUAGCUAAGGCGCAGAGGGACUUCGAACUGAAGAAAGCUGCCUAUGAUGUUGAGGUGCAAACAAAGAAGGCCGAAGCGGAGAUGGCAUACGAGCUCCAGGCUGCUAAGACUAAACAACGCAUCAAGGAGGAGCAGAUGCAAAUUGCAGUCGUGGAACGUUCGCAGGAGAUCAAUGUUCAGAAGUGGGAGGUGCAGAGACGCGAGAAGGAGUUAGAGGCCACCGUGCGAAGACCGGCCGAGGCAGAGAAGUUCAAAUUGGAGAAGUUGGCUGAAGCACACCGACUCAAGACUGUUCUGGAAGCAGAAGCUGAGGCUGAGUCUGUUAAAGUUCGCGGUGAAGCGGAAGCGUAUGCUAUCAAAGCUAAAGCCGUGGCUGAUGCAGAGCAGAUGGCGAAGAAGGCAGACGCUUGGAAGGAGUAUGGUUCAGCGGCUAUGGUGGACAUGAUGCUCGAGACAUUACCAAAGGUUGCCGCGGAGGUAGCGGCGCCACUGUCGCAGGCUCGCAAGGUGACGAUGGUAUCGUGUGGCGGCGGCGACGUAGGCGCAGCCAAGCUCACAGGAGAAGUCCUCAGUAUCGUACAAUGCAUUCCUGAACUCGUGAAGGGCGUCACCGGCGUCGACAUUUCCAAAAUCAAGACGGUGGAAGCAUCUAUGAUCCCAACGCCUACAGCUCGCGGGGACUCGGCGAGGAAGUUACGAUAACUGAUCAAGAAAUGAAAGUAGGCAACAGCAAUAUCCACGAGGGUCUUCGCGCCGUUUAGAGCCGCAUACUACGUAGAGGUAAAAAAUGUUUUCGAAACCGACGUUGCAAAAGAAUUUCUGUCCGAAUAUAUCCGCCAAAUAAUAUUUAUAAUAUAACAUUAGAAUGUUUAUCACGUUUGAUCAUCGAUCUGCUAGAGGACAAAUGAACGCUUUAUUCAAGUAGCUACAAAUGACUGUUAUACUUAUAAAAUUUAUACAUAUAUUUUUUUAUUUAGCUAAACGUUUGUUAGGAUAUAUAAUAUUUAGAGAUGAAACCAUUUUAAAAAAAAUUCUAAAUAUUAAAGUAAUUGAAUUGGUAGAUUUAAUAGAUCUCUUUUUUAAAGAUAUUGUUUAGCGUACAUUAGUGGAUAUUUAGAGUUACGCGUGCUAUUUAUGUAUUCGCCUUUUUAUCUACACGUUUACGUAUGUUCUUAUAUACUUCGAUUAGUCAAUUGGGUGAUGUAUUUUUGUAUACUAAUAAAGUGUAAAAGUUUCAGUAUUAAUUAAUUAAUUAACUAAAACAUUUAAAUAUUAUAUUAUAUCAAGUAAUAUUUCAUCGUUACCUCACGUCACUCUUAUUUAAUUUUUUUCUCAUAGAAGUUAAAAAAGUAAAUGUUAAUAUUUUAAGUAUUAAAGUUCACUUAUACCUCGAACGUUAUAUUAUAUUAAUGCACAGUAACCCGAAACGUAAGUGUAAAAAAAAUGAUUUAAAAAAAAAGUCGAUUGUAUACUUUUUUUUUUUUGAUUAAAACUAAAUUCAUUGCGAUCGUUUUCAAGAAAUAAUUAUGUGUGCUAUGACAUACCGUAGUAUGAGAUGUAUUUUGAUAUUCCCAUCUAUGGCCAAAGGCCACACUACAGGUAUGUAUGUAUAAGGUAUUUUUUAAAUUAUAACGAAAAACUUGUUAAGAGUGAAGAGAGUGAUGUAACGAGUACAAUGAUCUGAAGCUUGAUAUCUCGAUGUCGAUAUGUAAUAACAAAGUAUACUUAUAAUCAAACGAAAUGAUUAAUUUACUUUUAAAUCAAUACGAAUGGAAAAAUAUCGAAUAAUUAAUUUAUGAGAUUAAUGCGACUUAUAAAUGGUUUGAGUAAAUUCUAACUAAGUACAUAUUAUACUCUGUCGCAUCGGUUAUUCACUUUUUGACAUCGGCCUUAGAACGUAAAUGUUAGUUAAUGUAAACGUUAACAUUGAAAUUCAAAAAAAAUUAAUGACUUCUUGCUGCAUACAUUAUAAUACCGUUAAAUAUAUUUUUUAUAUUCUUAGUCGUCCGGCACGGAACUUUCUCCAUAUGUAUGUGUGUACAAUAAAUUUGCAAAAUUUCAUUUAAAGCUAACAACAAAGCCGCAAAUAUUAUUAUGAUAAAAAUUAAAAUCAUACUCAAUAAUGAUAAACACAAGGCACUGAAACCGGCAACAUAAAAGGAUUUUUUUUAGCAGCUAUAACUGAUAAUAAUCGAUACAACAUGCCAAUUAAAGUCGCAUGAUCAAAAUGUUCCGUUGCCGCGCUCUCUAUAGUUACAUCUUUCAAAGAGUGUAAAAUAACCAAAUGUACAGAGUAUAAGUACUUUAUUUGUGAAAGUGUAAUAUGGAAGGAACUAUAGGAGCAUUGGUUCAGUCGGUGAUAUCUAACUAGCAAAAGCUUUUUUCAUUGUUACCUAAACGCGUUUUAAUUAAUUGCUUAGUACGUAACUAAUCGCAUAUAUUAGCGGGAUUAUCGACUUGGAAUGAAAACUUGCACGGGACGGACAUUUAUACACUACCCAUAUUUAUUACAUCUAAUCUAAUAAUGACGUAACUACGACACUCUGAUAACAUUAUUUACCUCGAGCUAUAUGUUGGCUUUUGUGCCAUAAUUACGCGAAGCAAUAAUCGUAUAUAAAUUUUAAGCACCUUUUUGUUGUUUAAGUAUAUUUAAGAUAAGAGAUAGUAUAUUAUUGUAUAAUAAAAUCCAUUUAUUUUGAUAAUAUGUUUAAAUGUUUGGGUGCUGUGUAUUCCCUUAUAAUAUUAGCAUUUUUUAGCACAAAUAUAUUCGUUUAUAGUACAACUUUAGAUAAGAAUUUUCUUUACGCUGUUGUAUUUAAAACGUAGGUUUAAGCUUUCUUUUGUCACUGCCUCUUUACUAACUAAAGCAAUAUUUUAUUAUAUUAUUAACCUUUAGACAUAAUUGAGAUAAAAAAUCUUAAUUCAUUUUUGUAUUGCAUAAAAUAAAAUCAUUGCUAUAUUUAUAAUUUAUAGUAAAUCGAAAUUAGUAAAUUAACUUCUCAUAUAAUUAUUUCAUUAACCAAACAGAUAAAGAAACUUAGCUUUUGGUUAAACUCAACAUCCUGAUAAUUUCUGCUAUCAUCGUCUACUUUGAAAGGUAGUGCGAAGUUGCUUACGCGGUGAGAAAUAAUACUGUUAUUAGUACAUUUUUAGUGUGAAGUAAUAAAUUUUGGGGUUUUAACAAAAACUAAUAGUCAGUGAAGUAAUCAACUAUGAUGUGCACUAAGAGUGGAACAUCUAGGUUAAAAUUGUGUGUGGAUCACAUUUUUAUUAAUGUAUGUGUAUUGACGUGGGUUUUAUUCAUAUUUAUUCAGUAAAAUUUUGAACUUAA